Aureobasidium melanogenum CBS 110374 is the source of this 402-nucleotide messenger RNA. RefSeq lists its product as uncharacterized. The transcript has a single exon. The coding region runs from base 1 to 402 and encodes 133 amino acids. Lineage: Eukaryota; Fungi; Ascomycota; Dothideomycetes; Dothideales; Saccotheciaceae. The record is from RefSeq and is a predicted model, not a curated record.
AUGACGCUUUGGAUCUUGUAUAAUCCGAGCGCAACAACAUCACCCUUCUCGGCAAGUUCGUCUGCGAUCACGACACUGCCUACAUUCACAACGAGACUAGCCAUUGUGGUGCGUGGCGGCGUCGAAGAUAUUGUCCAAUUUGGCCCUGAAAUCGACUACUUUAACCGCAACAACAUAAUCCAUCUCGGAUUGUUCACUUGCGACUACGAAACUGGCUACCUCUACAACUUCAAUAAGGCUACCUUCGCAAGAGGAAACAGCGAGGUCUCCGUUGACUACCGCCACAAUUUCACCCCUACCGGUGACGCAGACCGUGACAGUGUUGAUUAUGAUCAGUUCAAUUGGCAGUGGUUCGAAACUCAAAACUGGGUACGCAACGAUCCUGUCGAUCUCAUCAGCUGA